CAAGGUACACCCCCCCAUCUCUAGGUCGUCAUGGCGAUCUGCAGCUUUCGUCAGGUACCACCACCACCUGGCACUUGCAGCCAGCCAGUCCACCUCCGGACCACCUAGCUUGUUAAAUAUCCCGCUGCCCCGCGCCCCGGCCACCACCAUUAGCUGCUGUUAUCAUCCAUCUUGAUCCAACCCUUCAAGCCAAAAACCCCUUCCGGACCCGGGCAGAGAGAGCAUAACUGCCAUAUCGUCUGCUCAACUCGAACCUUAUCUCCCAACCCAGUCCAUCUUGCUGGACGACCACCCACACACACACAACCGCAGCCAUGCCUAUGUUCUGCACAAUAGACAACGACCACUCGCACCACCGCAGCAUACUCCGCAGCUUCCGGACCCAGAAGGCUCUCAAGGCGGAUAUGCCCCGAGGCCGAGAGAUUCACUUCAGGAAACCAAGCGAUGCCAGCUCCAUGACGAGGUCGUCAACAGACUCAUCACGCCCGUCGACAAGCCGGACAGACAUGUCCGUCGAGUGGGACCCCCUCAGGCUACACCCACCUCUGGCCCCGGCACCCGCGCCUGCUUUCAACAACCUCGAGAGCAGGAGAUAUCAGCCACAUGAGCUGCGUCAGGCUCGCUCAGCACAUGGCGUAUCUCUCUCGUCAGUCAGCCACCGCUCGCAUCCCGAAGCUUCCAUGGUCAUCUACGACGGCUUCGACUUUGGCUUUGGCCACCCAUCUGCCGGCGGCCAGAGGGAGCCUACGCACCACGACCACGACCACGACGCCUGGCCCUCCUCAUCGGAAAGCGGGUCAGACGACGAUGUGGCCACCCCGAGCAGCCAGGAAGUCAUUACCCCGCGGCCCCAGGCGGCCGUUCUCAACGAGACCGACUACUUCAUGAAGCGGGGAGACUGGAAGAGGCGUGGCAUCAUCUUCACCCCGGACGUCUCCCUAGCCACCGAGGACGACUGCUUCAACCUCGACGUGGACAUGAUGCACUAAGGCGAGAGCAGGGAAGCUGCUCGCUGUACGACCGAACCUCUUGUUCUGAUUCGAUGGAGUUCUGUAUUAUCACUCUACUUUUUGUCACGACGGUACAUGCGCAAACACACCUCUUUUUCGGUCAGAAC
Messenger RNA from Lasiosphaeria miniovina, 1117 nucleotides. RefSeq lists its product as uncharacterized. The transcript has 2 exons. Bases 315 to 989 code for a protein of 224 amino acids. NCBI's taxonomy places the organism in Eukaryota, Fungi, Ascomycota, Sordariomycetes, Sordariales, Lasiosphaeriaceae. The record is from RefSeq and is a predicted model, not a curated record.